Messenger RNA from Micromonas pusilla CCMP1545, 2132 nucleotides. RefSeq lists its product as uncharacterized. The transcript has a single exon. NCBI's taxonomy places the organism in Eukaryota, Viridiplantae, Chlorophyta, Mamiellophyceae, Mamiellales, Mamiellaceae. The record is from RefSeq and is a predicted model, not a curated record. Bases 234 to 1916 code for a protein of 560 amino acids.
CACGCGCGAGACGCGCGCGCACCUCGCGCACGGCGGAUCGCGCGCGGUCGACUUUCUUCAGGUCGCGCACGCUCGAGUUCGACCGCGCGCGCGCGCUUCGCGAUCCGCGCGCGCGCGUCGUGCGCGUCGAGGACCUUUCGCGCGGGUCUUCCGAGAAAAAGGGGCGCGUGGGGGCGAAUCCCCCGCGGAUUUCCACUUCCGCCUCAGAUCCUCGAGAUCUGCGCGCGCGCGCCAUGACGCCCGACAGCGCGAACGCGAAGACGAGCCCGUGGGCGGACGUCCUCGCGACCGGCGUGAACGGAUGGAGCUCCUUCAGCGACACCGGCAGCGGCGAGUCCCCGAGGGUCGUGGAGGACGGACCCGCGCACACGUCCGCGAGGGACGGGGCGGAAAGAUCAACGGGACCGGACGGCGCCGGCGGUCGCGGCGCGGGGAAGCCGUCCGCGUCGGACGCGAACGCGAUCAGGCGCGACGCGAGCAAGAGCUUCGGCGACGGCGUCGCGAGCGGCGCGCCGAGCGGCACCGGCGGCGGGAACGCCGACGCGAACGCGGGGAACGCCGACGCGAACGCGGGCGAGGGGGGGAAAUCUAGCAAAGACAAAAAAGACAAAUCCGGCGCGCUCGACGUCUCGUGGAAGCAGUACCGCCGAGACGUGGAGUGGCAGUGCAAGUGGCUCGAGCUGCGCAUGAAGGAAGUCAACGGCCACGUGACGCGCUACGAGCGCAUGCUCCGCGCGAUCGAGGCGGCGAAGAAGCGCGACGCGGAAGCCUCGCGACGCGCCGGGUCCUCGGGCGGCGCCCCCGUCGACCUCGCCGCGGCGGCGAAGAAAGCGGAGGCUGCCGCGAAAGAAGCCGAGGGCGUCGCCGCGGAGGUGGACGCCGAGAGCGGCGGGCUCGGGACGCCGAGGCGCGCGAACGGCGGAGGCGUGCGGAUGAAGCGUCGACGGGACCACACCGGGCACACGCCGCCGCCGGCGCCAGUUUUGAUCACGCACCCUCUGUUCGCCCCCGACGCCGCGGCGUUGAUCGACGGAUCCGGGCUGAUGGCGCCGUCGAACGGGAAGGUGAACGGGAAGGCGCUCACCGCGGGGGAUCGGAAGCGACGGAAGAAGGCUGCCGCGGCGGUGGCGGCGGCAGCGGCGGCGGCGGCGGCGGCCGCGCGCGCGAAGAACAGCGGCAGCGACUCCGACCUCUCCACCGCGGCGCUGUACGAGCAGAUCGAGGUGCUGCAGCAGCGCGUGACCGCGCUGCACGCGCGCCUCGGGCAGCCCGCGCCGAGCAUGGGUCCGACGGGGAACGUCCACGCGAUCAAGAGGAACGCCGCCGCCGGGCGCGGCGGCGGGUACGGGGCCAACGAGAAGAAGUCGCGCAAAACGGACUACGACAUCAACGACGUCGUCGGCGCGGACGCGACGGGGGCGAAGUUCGUCGAGCGCGCGCACUGCGUGGAGAUCUCCGUCCCGAACGUCAGGGAGGCGCCGACGUAUUCGAUGGCGCCCAUCGUGGAGGAACGCGGCUUGGCGGCGGCGGAGGCGGCGGCGGCGGCGGCGAUGGUGGCCAACGAGGGCGGCGUCUCGGCGGAGAAGGGCGCCGGCGGCGGGAAGGACGACGGUGACGACACGUCGUCGGAGGAUACCUCCGACGAUGCGUUCAUGCUGAGGCACCAGAAGUUUGAGAUCGCGGAGAGGAAGGCGCGGACGCUGCCGGAUAAAAAAUCCCGCGGCGGGGAGAAGAACUCGGGUCACGGAAACGGCUCCGCGAACCCCAAGUCCGGGGAUAAGUCGCCGACGACCGGCACGGGCGACGGCGGCGGGUCGUCGCCGCGGUCGCGCGCGGCGAUCGCGGUCGCGAUGGAGGCGGACGUCGCGGAGGACGACGGCGAGCCGGAGUUCAACAGCGCGGCGCUCGUGGGUUGACGGGCGAAAGAAUGAAUUGAAAGAAUGAACAAACUACGAUUUGAGGCGCCGAGCGGGUCCGGGCGCGACCUGCGUUAGGCACGGUGGAUCGACGGCGCGCGGUCGCCGAGCGUUGAGCAUAGAUCGAACAGCGGCGACGCGAGGCGCGGACGACGCGCGCGACGCAGCGACGUCCCCCGCCGCCGGCUGCUCUUGUCCACGAAGAGAACAUCCUGU